AUGCAAGUGGUGUGGCUGGAUUCCGCGACAAACCAAGCCCAGCGCAUUCUGCUCCUCCAUGCCGCGGAAUUGCCUGGGGUGACCACCGUCGAGUCGAUGAAGAAGGCCCUGGCCACCAAGCUGCAGCAAGAUAACGUCGUCCGCAGGACGCUCCGGCUGCAUGGUCAUCAAUUGUCGCCAGGGGACUUGGAAGCAUAUGCGUCAUACUUUCAUGCGAACAUUCCCCGCUUUGUGAUUUCGUACAAGCUCGCGCCCCCCCCAACAAUGGGGACAAAUGUGUGCAGUGAGAUAGAGCAUCAGGCGGGGAUUCCACAAGACCAACAGCGCUUAAUCUAUGGAGGGAAGCUGCUCGAACGAGAACGGAUGCUCAUGGACAAUGGGAUCAAUCGCGAUUCCAUUUUGCAUGUGUUGCCGAGAUUGAGGGGCGGUGGCUACCCCACGAUGGUGGCAGCACCACCGUGGGCCAAGUUUGCCGAUGUGUCGAACGACGGCGUUUUAACAUUCAAGCUGGACUGA
Messenger RNA from Aphanomyces invadans, 516 nucleotides. RefSeq lists its product as hypothetical. The transcript is spliced from 3 exons. The record is from RefSeq and is a predicted model, not a curated record. Lineage: Eukaryota; Oomycota; Saprolegniomycetes; Saprolegniales; Verrucalvaceae. Gene Ontology annotation, molecular function: ubiquitin protein ligase binding; protein tag activity. Bases 1 to 516 code for a protein of 171 amino acids. Gene Ontology annotation, biological process: modification-dependent protein catabolic process; protein ubiquitination. Gene Ontology annotation, cellular component: cytoplasm; nucleus.